Xenopus laevis (African clawed frog) is the source of this 3971-nucleotide messenger RNA. RefSeq names its product solute carrier organic anion transporter family member 4C1-like (gene slco4c1.S). The coding region runs from base 385 to 2406 and encodes 673 amino acids. Lineage: Eukaryota; Metazoa; Chordata; Amphibia; Anura; Pipidae. The transcript has 13 exons. The record is from RefSeq and is a predicted model, not a curated record.
AGUCACUUACAGAACUCUGAUACAAGGCAGUGUUUCGGAUUAUGUAAAUAAUGAGGUGAAUCUGCAGAGAGCCAUUCGAGGGCAGGAGAUCGUACCUGGGAAGGUGUUGGCACAACAUUCGAAACGUGACCCCUGGAGAAAGGGGAGUGUGUCUUGUUUUUGGCAGGUGAAGUUCUCUCGGUGAGGAAAAGGUGCCCCCACCUUCUUGUGUGCAUACAUGUCUGAGGGAGACCAUGCAGUCUUGCUUCACUUGGCAGCCAGCACGGGAGGAGGCACCCAGGAAUGAACAUACAAUAGACUCGCCCGGGCAUCCUGCGCUUAUACAGCUGCUCUGGGAAUAGGCUCAGGGCUCCCAGCACCAGGCUGAGCUGCGAAGUGUAUGUCAUGGAGGGAAUAGAGAACCCAGGUUAUACUUAUGAUGGGGAGGUCGGGCUGAAAGACUUUGAUAGCACCACAGAGAAGGAGCCGGAAUCCUCUCCAUCACCAGCCCAAGCUCCAGGGGAAGAGUUUAAGGAAGGACCAUGUGGCUGGGGCAGCUUCACCCCGAGCUGUGUGCAGUGUUGCAACAACCCCAUGGGCUACUUGGUCAUGUACAGUCUCCUGGCCAUCAUGCAAGGCACUGCAGUAAAUGGUUUGGUGAAUGUUGUUAUUUCCACAAUUGAAAAGCGUUUUGACUUAAACAGUUCCCUGACUGGAUUAAUCGCGGCCAGCUAUGACAUCGCAUUUUGCCUUCUUUCACUUUUUGUGUCUUUUUAUGGACAGCGAGGACAUAAACCUAGAUGGUUAGCAUUUUCAGCUGUGAUGAUUGGACUGGGUUCAUUUGUUUUUUCUAUACCAAACUUUUUUUCUGGUUUAUAUGAAUAUGGGAACAAGCUCAGUGACUACUGUGAAGUAUCAGGAAACUCCAGCAGUUUACAGAAUUGCUCAGAAGGAUCUUCCCAUUCCUAUUUUCUGUAUGUGUUUGUUCUGGGAGGGCUUCUUAUGGGAGUCGGUGGAACUCCACUAUACACGCUCGGAACUGCUUAUUUUGAUGACAGCCUUCCACCACAUAAAUCAUCCCUUUACAUAGGUAUAGCCUAUGGCCUGUCUGUAGUAGGCCCUGCUGUUGGAUAUUUAGUCGGAGGACAGCUCUUAAACAUAUACAUAGAUUUUGACAAAGGACAAAGUGUAAAUCUUACUCCAACUGACCCGCGUUGGCUUGGAGCCUGGUGGAUUGGAUUUUUAGUUUGUGGCCUAGUGACUUGGAUGCUGAUUGCACCUUUCUCUUGUUUCCCAAAACAUUUGCCUGGUACAGAAAGAAUACAGUCUGAAAGAAUUUCCCAAGCUCAUAACAAUGGAAGUGAAAGUAUUGUGGAAAGCAAGAAUCUUGGUAAAAGUUGUAAAGACUUCCCUUUGGCACUUCUGCUCCUGGUGAAAAAUCCAGUUCUUAUCACCUUAACAUUUGCAAGUUGCUUUGAUGCAUUUAUCACAACCGGCUUUGCAGCAUUCCUUCCUAAAUUCAUUGAAAACCAGUUUUCAUUGACUUCUAGUUUUGCAGCUAUUUUAGGAGGUGGUGUCUUAAUACCAGGAGCGGCAAUUGGACAAAUGUUAGGAGGCUUAAUUGUCUCCAAAUUUAAAUUUGAAUGCAAAAAUAUGAUUAGGUUCUCAAUUAUAAUAUCCUUCAUCUCAGUGGCACUGACAACCGUUUUUAUUUUUGCAAGAUGUAGUAAUGAUCCAUUCGCAGGUGUAUCUGUGCAAUAUAAUGGGACUGGAAAGAUUGGUGAAUUAAAUGCCCCUUGUAACAGCAACUGCAGUUGUGCUCGCUUUUUCUAUGACCCAGUUUGUGGAUCAGAUGGAGUGCAGUAUUUCUCUAGCUGCUAUGCUGGGUGUAUGUCUAUGGAAUAUAAUGAUACCAGAAAGGUAUAUAGUAAUUGUUCAUGCAUUGGAAGCCACACAGGAGAAUCAGAAAUUAGUGUUACAUCACAAGCGGAACAAGGGAAAUGUAAAACAAGUUGUGACAACCUGAUACUAUUUAUGGGGUUUUUCUUUUUUGUGAUUGUCACCACUUUUAUUACAGCAACUCCAAUAACUAUGGCAAUUUUAAGGUGUGUGCCAGACAAACAAAGAUCGUUUGCCCUUGGUGUGCAGUGGUUAUUUAUUCGACUAUUAGGUUCUAUUCCUGGGCCAAUUUUGUUUGGGGUUGUAAUAGACAGUACAUGUAUAUUAUGGAAUAUAAAUGAGUGCGGAGCAGAAGGUGCAUGCUGGACUUACAAUAACUCACAAAUGUCAUUCAGUUUAAUAGCCAUCAGUGCAGCUAGCAAAGUGUUGACUAUUGCAUUUCUUUUUGUGGCAUUCUGCAUUUACAAACCACCAUUAAAGAGUACAGAAACGUCGCAAGACUCCCUUGAGAACCAUUGUGAAUUUUGAACCUGAAAGCCAGAAAAGUCAAGCAGUUAUGGAAAUACCAAGUAUAAAAGUAGUUACUAGGACACGCCAGAGUUCUGGGAAAAGAGACAAGGUCAAGAUAAAGGACGAACUACAUAAUUGUGAAUUUUUGUAACAGCUAAAUAUAGUGUUUUAUUUUUUAAAGAUGGUAGGGUUUGUUUCUCUUUAAGUUUUACUCUCAAAAUAUUCCAGAUGUUUUCCUUUGCUGGCCACAUCCAUGAGCUGAAAUUGUCCUUAUCCAACCAAAGUUUCUACUGAGCCUGAUCGAUAUCUCAAUGAUCUCUGAUCAUGUAUCGAUUGGGGAGAUGAUCAUAUAGGCCCCAUACAUGUUAAGUUAAAGCUAAACUUUUCACAUUCAGGUCAAACUUGAAUGAUACAGAGGGCCAAAUUACUUGGGUAAAUAUGGUGACCUGGUUUGACAGUGGAGAGAAUUUCACAAUUGCACAGCUCCUUUUCAUAUAUCUAUGGCGUGUCUGUUAGAAUGGUCUAGUGAGAUUGGCAUCAGACCCCACCGUAUUUCUCACUGGCCUCUUCUAUUUGUGUAUAGUUUAAAACCUUCUAGUCAUCCUUCACAAUCAUCACCGAGGCGCAGCCCAUUCUUUUAGAGGUCUUUAGCCAACAGAAAAAUCAGCUUAUUAUCUUUUUGGGCAAAGCCAGACAUGGCGUUUUUAAAAAAGCUCAUUUGUGCUCAUCAUUGCUCUCGUUCCCCAUAAUUCUGCUGGCUGGAAAAAGAAAAUAGAAAAGCUAUUUAGAAAUAGAAAAACUAUUAACAUGCAAAAUGGAGCAGGAAUCAUCAGCCGUAAAAAUGUGUAUGUGUCAUUUAUCUGUGAGAAUUUGGACACCAUAUUUUAAAGACACUGCGUAUUUACGUAAAGUGUAGUUUCAAACUUGCAGAUCCCAUGGAGUCUAUUGAUUAAGUAGUUAUUGCUAAAAAAAAAAAAUUGUGUGCAUCAAAAAUUUUUAAGACUUUAAUGUGCGUCAACGACAUUUCGCCGGUGGCGAAUUUUUGACGAAACGGGUCAAAUUCGCCCAUCCAAAUAAUUUGUAGUCUUUAUCUGUUCAGGAAAAUGCUGAUUUUAAGUAACUGCAACCCAUAACAACCAAUCAGAUAUUUAUUGUAUUUUUGUGACUUACAGUACACUGAUCAAAACUAAUUGUUUAUUGGUUGCUGCUGUUUUACAUGUUCUGUAACAUUUGGGGAAUGGAAGCCGAUCCAUAAUCUCAAAUCUUUAUUUUUCUCUUUUAUAAUUACUGUAAGUAUGAAAAGCUUUUGUAAAAAGGCUGAGACUAUUGUUUUGAAUAUGGAUAUAUUUACCAUGUCACCCAAAAGCAAUUCAAAGUUGCCAGUAAAGCAACUGUAAAGCAGAAUAUUGAUGUCCGUGUAUAAUUGUGUAUAUUUCUUACAGCAUUUUGCAACUUGAUCUGAUUCACAACCCAAAUGAAUACCCCUGGAGAAAAAAGUAAAGCUGUUGCUAGCGAUGUAAAUAUUGUAUAUUACGAUGUUAAAUAUUAUUUUAUAAUAAAGUGGUAUUUCAUUUUGCUUCUUA